AAUUGACAUGGGACUUGGGUGUGGUGUUCUCUGUGCUGUACUGAUGGUUGUUCUACCUUCAUCAAGUCCAAAAUACUCUAUCCUUGGCCAUGUUCGAGGAACAGAUAUCUUCAAGGACAUCAUCGCCUAUCCUCAUGCUUGUGAACUUCAGGGAAUCAAGAUCCUUCGCUUCGAGUCAUCACUGUAUUACGUUAACACUGAGUAUUUCAAGAGUCUUGUACAGUCUAUCACGUCUGUAGGGAGCUCCUUUGAACGACGUGAUCAUGAGAAGAAGAAGGAGUACGAUAAACUAAAUGGAAACGUAGUGAACUGCAGGUCUAAAGUACUAAUGGAACAAGAGGAUUGCAGUAGUGAUGAG
This is a messenger RNA of Actinia tenebrosa (Australian red waratah sea anemone), 358 nucleotides long. RefSeq names its product prestin. Gene Ontology annotation, cellular component: membrane. NCBI's taxonomy places the organism in Eukaryota, Metazoa, Cnidaria, Anthozoa, Actiniaria, Actiniidae. The record is from RefSeq and is a predicted model, not a curated record. Gene Ontology annotation, biological process: transmembrane transport.